This is a messenger RNA of Penicillium alfredii, 549 nucleotides long. RefSeq names its product cell wall protein PhiA (gene aspf34). The record is from RefSeq and is a predicted model, not a curated record. The coding region runs from base 1 to 549 and encodes 182 amino acids. Lineage: Eukaryota; Fungi; Ascomycota; Eurotiomycetes; Eurotiales; Aspergillaceae. The transcript is spliced from 2 exons.
AUGCAGCUCAAGAACAUCAUUCUCACCCCUUUGGUUGCCGCUACUGCCUCUGGUUUUCCCGCGGCGCAGUCCAACACUUUUGGCCUCGUUGCUAUCCACUCCGGGAGUGGUGUGCAAAACUCUGGCUUUAAUGCAGCCAAGAGCAGCAUUUUUACUGGAUUGCCUUCUCAGAAUGCUAGUUGUGCUCGCCCUAAGGAGCAAGACGCUACCUUCUACAUCAACGACGGCGCUCUGUACCUCUACGACCAGUCCGCUACUCCUCAGGAGAUCUUCGUUGACCGUUCCGGCAUGGGCCAAGGUAAGAUUGGCUACACUACCGGCGCUCAGCCUACCCCCAAGAACUCGGAACGCAAGGGCUGGGCCAUCAAGGAGGACCACAUUCAGUUUGCCGGAAACGACCUGAUUGCCUGUCCCAACAGCAUCGAUGGAGCCUGGAGCAUCUGGGCCUCUGCAGGUGUUGCAAACCCUGCUGGAAACAAGGACUGCGUUGGCAUCGCUGCUCGGGUUGAGAAGACUUCCAACCCCAAUGGCUGCCUCUACACUCAGUAG